AUGGUAAUGCCAUCGCAUGAUUCCGACCUAGAUAAAUUAGUUCCGCAUGACAGCGGUAAUUCGCAACACUCCAAUGCUUCGGGUAGCUCAAUUCCAUCAGUAUUUGCAAAAAGCAAGUUGAUCGGACUAGGCAAGUUGUUUGGCGGUAAUAAGCUGGAUCAUAAGCAGAAUGCUGGUCACUCUGCUCAAGAAAAAGUCUUUGAUAGAGAACAGCUAAGUAGUGGCCGCGAGUUCCUGGGCCAUUUGCUCUCUCCGAAGAUGUCUAAUUCGUCAACAGGUUCACAUGGAAAGACACAGUCGCCAACGCGACUACAGGAGCAAGCAAAAGUCAACAAUUUUGGAGGAAACAACUCUGAUAGUACUAAUGGCAGCAGUGCUUACAGUGCUUCUGGUGAUCCCACCUUAAUUGCUGUGGCUAAUCCUUCAUCUCAUCAUUUCCAUAAUCCUCUGAAUUAUAUCACUUUGAGCCCGUCAUCAUCGUCUGAAUUAGCUCACAUGCAUCCGGUAGAGAUCCUGCAGAAACAGAUCGAAGAUCAACAAAAACUCAGCAGAUCGAGAAACACCAGUUCUUCGAGUGUACCAAAGCUGUCUACUAAAAAGAGUGGCGAACACAGAGAUAAGACUAAGAAACCGCUGAGACUGAAAAGGUUCUUUAAGAAGUUGCACGACGACGCGAUUGCAUACACUAAAACGAAACUUGAGGAAGAGCAAAAACUGGAGAAAGACUUAGAAGACCUCUCUGUGUCAUCAUCGCAUGGAGUGUACGUAAGAACAGAUGAAUCUCAAACAACCCAUAAGACAAUUUUCCAAACUGAUAAUGCCAAGGAGCUCAUCGAUAAAUAUGGAAUACCGGGCAGAAAACUGGGCGAAGGUUCCUCAGGUUCUGUUUCUGUUGUGGAGCGGACCGACGGCAAGAUGUUUGCUGUUAAGAUGUUUAGACUUCGCAAUACGAAAUCGAAGCAAAAUCAGUUAGCAUUUUCGAAGAAAGUAACCGCAGAGUUUUGUAUUGGCUCAACUUUACAUCACCCGAAUAUCAUCGAGACGUUGGAUAUGUUACAGGAGGGCAGGACAUACUUAGUGGUUAUGGAAUACGUCCCGUAUGAUUUCUUCACAUUAGUCAUGAGCGGCAUGAUGACAAAACUCGAGAUCGCUUGUUAUUUCAAGCAAAUCUGCAGUGGUGUCCACUAUUUACAUUCCGUGGGAUUGGCCCACCGUGAUUUGAAGCUGGACAACUGCGUGGUAACUUCGCAAGGUGUCUUGAAACUUAUUGAUUUCGGUAGCGCGGUGGUUUUCCAAUAUCCCUAUGAACCAGAUAUUGUGCAAGCAAAGGGAAUCGUAGGCUCCGACCCAUACUUGGCUCCCGAGCUCCUCGUACGGGUCUCGUAUGAUCCAAGGCCAGUUGACGUAUGGUCGAUUGCGAUUACUUUCUAUUGUAUGUCUUUGAGAAGAUUUCCAUGGAAAGCGCCGCGCACAAAUUACACUUCUUUUAGGUUAUUUUGCGAGGAGGCUGACGAUCCAAGAGAUACUACAAAAGGACCGUUCUACAUAUUGAAGUUAUUACCUCGAUCAUCAAGGAAAGUUAUUGGUCAAAUGCUCAAAAUUAACCCCAAAGAGCGUAUUUUAAUGGAUGAUGUAAUGAAAGAUGAAUGGGUACAAUCGAUAAACGCAUGUGAACCUGAUCAAGAUGGAAAUGUUUCGCCUCCGACAGAUCAUGAACAUCAUCUGAUAACAGAGGAUGAGCUGAACAGAAAAGUCGCGGAAGAGGCCAAGAUGGCUCAAGAGAAAGAAACAGCUGAACAAGAAGGAAAGGCCAAGCAUACACAGGGACAUGGGCAUUCUCAUGUCCAUUCGCAUUGUUCUCACAGUCAUCACCGUGGUCAGUGUCAUAAGCACCAUCACAAGCAUUCUCAUGAUGUAAAUCGGCAAUCACAAAAUCAUUCGUCUCAGCCAUCGAUUGAUCAGACUGAGUCACGCGAGGACAAUAAAGAACAUGAGCAUACUGAUUUGAACACUUUGGUAGACGUCGCCGAUGAAGGAAGACGAAACGGACAAAUUCCUUCAUAA
Messenger RNA from Torulaspora globosa, 2064 nucleotides. It is a transcript of the gene RTK1, whose product is annotated as putative serine/threonine protein kinase RTK1. Gene Ontology annotation, molecular function: protein serine/threonine kinase activity; ATP binding. The coding region runs from base 1 to 2064 and encodes 687 amino acids. Lineage: Eukaryota; Fungi; Ascomycota; Saccharomycetes; Saccharomycetales; Saccharomycetaceae. The transcript has a single exon. The record is from RefSeq and is a predicted model, not a curated record. Gene Ontology annotation, biological process: intracellular signal transduction; protein phosphorylation.